Messenger RNA from Coregonus sp. 'balchen', 23710 nucleotides. The record is from the annotation of a GenBank genome assembly. NCBI's taxonomy places the organism in Eukaryota, Metazoa, Chordata, Actinopteri, Salmoniformes, Salmonidae.
UUUUGACUUUGUGGCUGUGGUAGCUAGCUAGUGACAACCGGGAAUUUCAUUUUGCUGGUGACUCCGAAACGUUAGUAGCAGAUGGCUUGCUAGCUACGGUGAACUUGUCCCAAAAAAGUUUAACUCGAUAUCAUACAAUUAGGACCCGCAAAGGUAUGUUCGACCAAAGUGGUUGUAUUGUAGUUUCAUCUGAAAGUUCUUUCAAUAACUUUUGUCACACGACUGGACGCGAUAGCUAGCUAGCCGCCCUAAGAGGUAACGUUAGUUAGCUUCAUGCCAAUGAUUGUUAUGAAGUGCAGUAAGUGGCAGUGGUGUACCUAGCUAGCUUAGUCAACAUUGUUAUAAUUUAACACCCUAUUGAACGUUGUGUCAUACACUUUCUGAUUUGAUUUGCAGUGUAUGUCUUCUUUGACCUGUAGACGUCCAACAUGAGAGCUGACAUGAUGGAGAAGAUAGUUUCGUUGUCUGGUGGAGAGAGCAUCCCUGAGCUGCAGCAGUACCUCUCAUCCCUGACUGAUGACCAGGUUACCAGUCAACACAAUUCUUCCCAACACCCGACAACACACUAUUUCAUAAUCAUGAUAAUUAUGAUAAUGUAUCUUGUAAUACACAUUAUUAAUUUGACUAUAUCUCAAUAAUGUAUUAAUUUAGACAUUGUUUUACUACUUUGUACCUAACUAGAUAUCACCUAGUCCCCAGAUCUGUUUGUGCCAUCUUGCCAACUGUCAUUGUCAUGCCAUGUCAAUCCCAUAAGAAGUUUCCAUAAGAGAGCAGAAACAGUGGCAACCAGGCUAAACUAGUUAACCCACUCUUGAAUAAUUUCUGGGGUGUUUUCUCUCCAGCUGACCACCGUGGUCACAAACAGUGCGUUGAAGGGGAAGGACAUUGGAGCCAUGGUCAAAUCCAUAUUCAAAGGUAACCAUGUGUGAUAUAAAAAACUAUUUUGACACCAUGACCCAUGCCGUUGUCAUUGUCCCAUGUUAUUUCCUUUGGAUGCCUCGGCAAUGUUGGAGUAUGGUGUCUCAAAGUGUGUGUGUUCUCUCAGGCUCUCCGCCCAGUUCCCCAGAGGGUGCGAGUCGCAGGCUGCUCCUGUACCAGCACUGCAUCCCACUGUGUGAGUCUGGAGAUCUCCAAACAGAAGUGGCAUCAGACGUCAUUGGACUGCUGAUGCUAGAGGUACAGUGAUAUUUCUUACAAAGGUUGUUUUGCGCGGGCCAUUAAUUAGGCUAUGCAGAUGUAUUUAUUCACAAACCGGUGAUUGGUUGUUUCUGCCAUUUCUUUCAUGUUUAAACUUAAGUAGUUUGAUAUUGAUUAUUAGACUCAUCUGUUCCAAUAACGCUGUCCCUGUAUGUUCUCAUCCUAGGCCCACAACCUGCCUGGCCCCUCCCUGGCACAGCUGGCGUCUCUCUUCGUUGAUGCCAUUAAGUCAGGCAAGAUGGGCAGUGGCAAAUCCCUGGAACUCUUCCCCACAGUCCUCACGGCCCUGGCUGCCACUGAGGCUCUGUCCUAUGGGAAAGGUACAAAACCAAACUCAAAACCACAAAUGCAGAAACCUGACCCUACAGAAUUGUCUAAAUCGUCUUCUGUACCCUAAUUUCAAUACCAUAAAUUGUUUUAUUUUCUACACUGAUAUAUCUACAGGUGAGCUCAGUGGUGAAGAGUACAAGAAGCAGCUCAUCAACAGCCUCUGCUCCAGCAGGUAAUAGGGGGGCAAUUCCACGGUAACGGAAUUGCGCUGAGACUCAGAUUUUUCACUUACUAUGUGUGCCAAACAAAAACCAUUGAUUUCAAAGUUGAACAAACUAUACAACUCUAUGCACAAGGACUAUUUUGAACAAUUUGACAGAAACGUUUACAAAAACACAUUUACUGGAAGAACUGUGCAGAUGCCAAGUUUGGUAUCAGAAUUUCGGUAAAAUCUCACUCUGUUUUUUAUGUGUCCACAUUUUCCAAAAACAGUUAAAUAUCUGCUCUGAAUUAAGAUUCAACAAUGUCUGCAGAGCGAAUGGGGUGUCAGCUUUGACAUGACACAAUUGACUUAGAAAAAAUCUAUUUUGGUUAUUGAACUACAGUAAGUGAAAUGGAUUUACACCUGGUAACGGAAUUGCGGUAACGAAAUUUCAUCAUGGGUCCCUAAUCUGUACUACACAGAAAUGCAAAAUUAUGGAUAUGAAUGUCAUUCUCUUCAUGGUGAUGUAUCCUAAAUAGGUACAGAAAUGUAUAAAUAUGCAAUAUCCUCCUUUGCAUAUUUGGAUAUUAUUAUACACACUGGCUAUUAUUUUAAUGAGCUUUGCCCCCAAACAAGACGAAAUUUGGUUGGUCCAGACCAAAUCUGAACCAAUCAUAGAUGUCUAUGUUUCACAAGUUUGGACAUCAAAGUUCAGUUGAGUACAGUACAUUAUAUAUAGUGUACUCAACUAUAGUGUGCUCUACUGUGUACUAUACUGAACUCUACUGUACUGAACUAUAGUCUACUUUUCUUUACUGUACUCUACUGUGCUGUUCAAACUUGUGAACCCAACUGUGGUUUGUCGCUACUAUGAUUUCCCAUUGUAGCCAAUUCAAUUGCAGAAAAAUUACCGAUUUGGUAACGGAAUUUCGCAUUUUAAUCACUUAAUAAUUAAUAAACAAAAUUGAUAUCAGUAAAAACACUAAUUGAUAGGUUUACCUUCUCUCAUGAGGAAGAGAAAUUAGAAAAUAUCUUUGAUAAGUGGGUUUUUGUUACCGGAAUUAAGGCACAAGGCAAUGUUUCUUAAACUUACAGAAGGCAGAAACAUUUAUCCAAAGUUAAAUAUGUGUUGAUAUUAGUUGGCAGUGGUCUUUACUUCAACAUUAUUGUGUUUUGAUGUAUUUUUAAUACUUGUUAAGACUUAAUUUUUUUCUGGUAGAUGUUUUUCUAAGACCCAUUUUCCAUCUGUUUGAGCAGAAAUCAAAGCCUUUGCUUAUUCCAAAUUUCUAGGAUGGAAAAUGGUUGAAAAAUGUGUAUGUGCAGUAUAUCCCAAACUCUGUCCUCGGGACACCAAGGGGUACACAUUUUGGUUUUUGCCCUAACACUACACAGCUGGUUCAAAUGAUCAAAGCUUUAUGUAUUUAGAUUCUCACGAUUCUAUAAAUAUUGCGUUUCAAUACUGCAAUUUUAUUUUGAUUAAUUGUUCCAAACAUAUUGCUCACCAUAUGUCUGCUGCAGAAGGACAAGAGGGAGCUUUGAGAACACGAGUUUUGAUCAGUCAUUGAAAUAAGUGCUGGAAACAAAUUAUCUCACUAUUUAAAAAGAUGGAGAGCAAGCUAUGCAGGUACAGCUGACUAGCGCAAAAAUAAUAUUGCGAUUUAUCGUCAAAUUAUAUCCCGAUAUGUACCUCGAUUUUUUUAAAACAAUGUUCCUGUCACUAGCAGGUAAGGUCCUGGGUUACAAUGGAAAUGACAUUUAGUCAGCUCCCUCAUGAGAUUGAGUGACACUCUUCUUCUAAGGGUUAUCAUACACACUGUUAAUUCAGAUCCUGACACCAGUCUUAUAAUGGCUUGUGAUUAAGGUGCUGUUAUAAUAGUCUCAUAUCAGAGCACUGUUAAGAGGGAUAUAUUUCAUGUAAGGAUAUUUGAUGUAAACAGUUGGAUGUACUUCAGGGAGACAUGUUUGCUCACUGAUAUGGCACACAGAGCUUGUGGUCAAUGCUAGACAAGUAUUUGUUCUGUGUUUACAGAUGGGACCCACAGUGUGUGAUCCACUUGACCACUAUGUUCAGGUAAACCUGAAAGACUUGAGCUUCACUUGGUUUCAAUAUUCAAUUCAAAAUGUUUGUUAGUUGAUGAGUGCAUUGGCACACAGUUAAUGAGUGCAUCUACACCCCGCCUUAAACAAUCCUCUCCAGGGAUGUGCCCUUGGCCCCAGAGGAGCUGCAGUUCCUUGUCGAGAAGGUCCUGAGGAUGUUCCUCAAACUAGACCUGCAGGAGAUCCCACCUUUGGUCUACCAGCUCCUGCUGCUGGCUGCUAAGGUGUGUGUGUGUCUGUUUGUAUGCACAAUAUGUAUAUGUACAAUGUCCUAUAUGUUUCCACAUAGCUUGCUGAAUUAACAACCUCUUGUGUUUAUGUUGUCUACCAGGGCUGUAAGAAACAGGUCCUGGAAGGAAUCAUCAGCUACUUUAAAGAGCAGGAUCUUCGCCAGAAAGAGGAACAGAAAGAUGGAGAGUGAGUGAGCAUUAUGACACACCAAUAAACCACAAUGUCUAAUUCAAUGACAAGCUAUGUGUGAACUGCCUUGAUGAGAAGACUACGAUCUCUCACUCUCUCACUCACUCUCACUCACUCACUCACUCACUUACUCACUCACACAGGAGUAUGGACGUGGAGGUUCAGUCCAUUCCUCAGGACCAGCUGAGGCAUGUGGAGGGCACAGCCAUCCUGCACAUCGUUUUUGCCAUGCGGCUCGACCAUGAACUGGGGAGGGAGUUCCUGAAAAGCCUUAAGGUCCCAGAUACACUCUCACCCACCCCUUAAAUAGAAUGACAGUAAUGAUAAAGAAGGGGUGUUUUUGAACUAUGGCAUCAUUGGUGUGCUGUUCAUACUGCUUUUGGAGUGAGGCUUUAAAUUGUGUAUAAAUUGAAAAUUGUUAUUAUCCAGAUAUUCAAGCAUUCAGUCACCUGUAUGUAUGAUGAAUAAUGUUCAGUAUGGUGCUCAGACAGUAUUGACUGUGUGUGUGUGUGUUUGGUCUCUGUCCUCUGCAGGGGUCCCAGGGGGAGCUCUGUCCGUUCAGCAUCGCUCUGCUGCUCUCGGUGGCCAGGAUCCAACGCUACGAGGAGCAGGUAGGAACCCAGACAACCUCCAAUCACAAAAAUAAAGAAAAUGAUCUUUCUCAAUUUGUCUUUCCUAUGUUCCUCGCGUCCUCUCUUUGCCUGCUUCUCAAAAUGCAUUGGAGUAGAAGAUUAGAGGGGAAGGAGCUUGGAACUACUUCUCCAAUGAAGAGACUGUACGCAAGGAAUCAUGGAAAAACCAUUAGGGAAAGAGCCUCUCUCACCCUCCCUUCUCUCCAAACCCUCCCUGUCCUACCCUCUCCCUUCCCCCUCCCUCCCUGGUGGUGUAGUUGUUUGAUUUCUUGAAGGGAGCGAUCACUAAGUGCUUCAAGGAUGAGCAGCUGCAGCAGGGCUCCAAGUUCCUGCAGGACCUGCUGCCUCAGCGCUGCAGCCUUGCUCAGAUGAUCCUCGACACUGUCAAGAACAGGUCAGGACUCAUAUUCAAAAAGCCGUUUGGAGUAGGAGUGCUGAUCUAGCGUCAGGUCCUCCCUGUCUAUAUAAUCUUAUUCAUUAUGAUUUAAAAGAGAAAAGUGAUACUAGAUCAGCACUCUUACUCCAGCAUCACCUCAGGGGGAUUACGUGUGUUUGUCUACAGACACGUUCAGAUACUAGUGUGGUAACUAAGGGCACUAUCUCCGACCUCUGACCCAUGCAGUGUGUUUGGCUGGGACCAUGUGACCCAGGGGCUGGUCCAACUGGGCUUCAUCCUCAUGGACGCCUUUGGCCCCAAGGCGGGGCCGUUCGGGAAGACUACAACUGAGGGGGCCAACGCCACAGCCAAGACCCCCACACAGCAGGCCUGUCGGCUGGGGGGACAGGUCCUGUUGGAGGGCUUCAAGGUACGGUGGCUAUGGCCUCAUCCUCUGGAUCAUUUAAUGUAGACUGAUGAUGAUUAAUGAAUAGAUUAUAUAAGGUACAGGAUCUGAAGUGACAGCCACAUGCUAGUGUCAUUAUACUGAUUAUGAUCAAUUUGUUAGUUCUCAGUUGAAGCACUAUGUCUGAUUUUGGAUGAUUCUGAUCCCCAGUUGCCUUUCAAAGAGCUGAUUUUAUUAUGACUGACCUGGUUAAACCAGACUGAAUAUUACGCUUAGUGAAACAAUGGUGAGCGCAGAAUUCAGUCUGGUUUAACCAGGCUAUAAUAUUACAGUGCUGUAACAGGCAAUGAUAUCUCCUGUUCAUCUGAUAUUUCAACCACUUUCUUUGGUUUAUUUGAACAGACGCAUGAGCCAAUCAGGGGUGAGAUUCUGGAGCAAGUCCUGAACCGAUUGGUCACAAAAACAGCCUCCCCUGUCACUCAUUUCAUAGGUAAAUAUACUUAUCUUGUUCUCCUUGCGCUCUGAUGGGCUAGGUGUAUUUCUUUUGUUGCUAUUUUGCAUACACAUGUCCAAUCCUCUCAGAUUUCCACGCGUCCAGACGGUUGGGGCUAGGGACUGUUUCUGGAUGUUGUCUGAUUUCUCUCUCUCAUCUACAUCAUCAGAUCUCCUCUCUGACAUUGUGGUCUCGGCUCCCAUGAUCCUCCUGGAAUCAUCGUCCAAGGUGACAGAGACGUUUGACCACCUGUCCUACCUGCCACUGGCCACCGUGCAGGGGCUACUCAAGGCUGUCCAGGUAACACACACACACACACACACACACACACACACCAGUGUAGGGGCUGCUUGUGUGAUCUCUCUCUCUGUGGUGUCCCUAGCCCCUGCUGAAGGUCAGUAUGUCCAUGAAGGAUGCUCUGAUUCUCGUUCUGAGGAAGGCCAUGUUCUCCAGGUAAGUUCUCCCUCCCUCUGGCCUAACCAGACAUAGCUCUGAUCAGAGAUGGGGUCGUAUGUAUCAAGCGUCUCAGAGUAGGAGUACUAAUCUAAGAUCAGGUCACCCCUGUCAAUGUUGUCUUAUUCAUUGUGAUGUAAAAAAACAAACUGAUCCUAAAUCAGCAAUCCUACUCUGAGACACUUGAUUCAUAUGGCCCCUGGGCUCAUAUUCAAUUAAUCUUUCCUUCCAUGUGACCCCUGCAGCCAGUUGGAUGGGAGGAAGUCUGCGGUGACGGGCUUCCUGCUGCUGCUGAAGAACUUCCGGGUCCUGGGUAGCAUGGCCUCCAGCCAAGCCAGCCAGGCCAUCUCCUCCAGCCAGGUGGAGUGUGUGUGUGUGUGUGUGUGUGUGUGUGUGUGUGUGUGUGUGUGUCUCGGUCUGUCUGAUAUCAGUGUCUUUAUAUCACUACCACCACUCACAGUGACUGAGUGCACACUGAGUGUACCCCUGCACUUUCAUUUAUGUAUUCAAGCCGUUAUGAGGGAAUUUCUAUGGGUCCAUUCAUCUGUGACGUGUCCUGUCCUGUGCCCAGGUCCAGGUGGAUGUCCACUCCCGCUACAACUCUGCUGCCAACGAGGCCUUCUGCCUGGAGAUCCUCAGCAGCCUGCGCCGAUGUCUGGGCCAGCAGGCCGACGUACGACUCAUGCUCUACGAGGUCGGAACCCCCACACCACAAUGUCUAACCUGGUCCCAGAUCUGUUUGUACCAAUGACCAUCACAAGACAGUGACCAUAGGUGUUAACAAAAUGGCACAAAAAGAUUUGGGACCAGGCUACACAAAGUCAGCUUUGGCUGAUAAGUGUUAUAAGACUGAAUGUACAGUACAUACACUAUAUAUACAAAGUAUGUGGACACCCCUUCAAAUUAGUGGAUUCGGCUAUUUCAGCCGCACCCGUUGCUGACAGGUGUAUAAAAUCGACAGCCAUGCAAUCUCCAUAGACAAACAUUGGUAGUAGAAUUGCCUUACUGAAGAGCUCAGUGACUUUCAAUGUGGCACCAUCAUAGGAUGCCACCUUUCCAACUAGUCAGUUCGUCAAAUCGUCUGUCCUCGGUUGCAACAUUCACUACCGAGUUCCAAACUACCUCUGGAAGAAACUUCAGCAACUGUUCGUCGGGAGCUUCAUGAAAUGGGUUUCCAUGGCCGAGCAGCCGCGCACAAGCCUAAGAUCACCAUGCGCAAUGCCAAGCAUCGGCUGGAGUGGUGUAAAGCUCGCCGCCAUUGGACUCUGGAGCAGUGGAAAUGCGUUCUCUGGGUCUGAACCCUGCCCUGUGCAACUGGGUCCUGGACUUCCUGAUGGGCCGCCCCCAGGUGGUGAAGGUAGGAAACAACAUCUCCACUUCACUGAUCCUCAACACUGGGGCCCCACAAGGGUGCGUGCUCAGCCCCCUCCUGUACUCCCUGUUCACCCAUGACUGCGUGGCCAAGCAAUUGAGAGCAUCCUGUCGAGCUGUAUCACCGCCUGGUACGACAACUGCACCGCCCGCAACCGCAGGGCUCUCCAGAGGGUGGUGCGGUCUGCCGAACGCAUUACCAGGGGCAAACUACCCGCCCCCCAGGACACCUACAGCACCCGUCACAGGAAGGCCAAAAAGAUCAUCAAGGACAUCAACCACCUGAGCCACUGCCUGUUCACCCCGCUAUCAUCAUGAAGGCGAGGUCAGUACAGGUGUAUCAAAGCUGGGACCGAGAGAAUGAAAAACAGCUUCUAUCUCAAGGCCAUCAGGCUUUUAAAUUGCCAUCACUAGCACACUAGAGGCUGCUGCUGCCUAUUGAAAUCACUGGCCACUUUAAGAAAUGGAACACUAGUGACUUUAAUAAUGUUUACAUAUCUUGCAUUACUCAUCUCAUAUGUAUAUACUGUAUUCUAUAAUAUUCUACUGUAUCUUAGUCCAUGCCGCUCUGUCAUUGCUUGUCCAUAUAUGUAUAUAUUCUUAAAUUCCAUUCCUUACUUAGAUUUGUGAGUAUUGGGUAUAUGUUGUGAAAUUGUUAGAUAUUACUUGUUAGAUAUUACUGCACUGUCGGAGCUAGAAGCACAAGCAUUUCGCUACACCCGCAAUAACAUCUGCUAAACACGUCUAUGUGACAAAUAAAUAACAUUUGAUUUGAUGAAUCACGCUUCACCAUCUGACAGUCUAACAGACGAAUAUGGAUUUGGCGGAUGCCAGGAGAACGCUACCUGCCCGAAUGUCAUUUUAGAGAAUUUGGCAGUACAUCCAACCAGCCUCACAACUGCAGACCAUGUGUAACUAAGCCAUCCCAGGGCCUCCACAUCUGUCUUUUUCACUUGUGGGAUCAUCUGAGCAGGGGGAGGGGGAGGGUGCUGAUGAGUAUUUCUGUCUGUAAUAAAGCACUUUUGUGGGAAAAAACAUUCUGAUUGGCUGGGCCUGGCUCCCCAGUGGGUGGAUCUGGCUCCCAAGUGGGUGGGCCUAUGCCCUCCCAGGCCCACCCAUGGCUGCACCCCUGCCCAUUCAUGUCAAAUCUAUAGAUUAGGUCCUAAUUUAUUUAUUUAAAUUGACUGAUUUCCUUCUUUGAACUGUAACUCAGUAAAAUCUUUGAAGUUGUUGCAUUUGAAAGUUUCCAGUAUAUCUUCUAACACAAGGUUGUCAUGUGUGCCUUAUUUGUAGGGUUUCCAUGAUGUCCUCCGCCGCAACUCUCAACUAGCAAGCUCCAUCAUGCAGACCUUGCACUCACAGGUGUGUGUGUGUGUGAGCGAGCGAGCUCUUCUGGUGUAAUUACAUGCUGUGUAUUGCAUUGUGAUUUGACAUGUGUGUUCUGUCUAGCUGAGGCGGUACUAUGAGCCAGAGCAGGACCUUCUGCCCCCAGUGAAGCUGGAGUUAUGCAUUGGUGCUCAAGGAGACCAAGUCUUCCUCCAGGAGCCUCUGGUAUUCACUUUUACUUAUUAUGUCACGUGUGUGUGCGUGCGUGCAGAAGUGGCCCAACUAGUGGGCUGCACAGUCCACUCUACUGCAUACUGCUACUCUCUCCCUUGUCUGGCAUGCUUGUGUGUGGUGUACGUCCACAAGAACAUCAAGACAUGGAUGCUUCCUAUUCCUCUCAGGCCCACCUGUUGAGUUGCACAGUCCACUGCCUGCUCUGGUACCAGGACAUGCGCCAGUCAGCCCGGCCCAACGCAGGCGGGAGCGAAGAUGAUGAUGAUGAUGAAGAGGAGGUUGGAUUUCAGGCCGAGCUGCAGAGCAUCCUGGAGAGCAUCACAUGCCGGAUGAUCAAGUGUGAAUUGGAGGACUUUGAGCUGGUGCGUAUCAGAGUAGUGACUUUCAUAGAACAGUGUGUGUAGUAUUAUUCCAGGAACACAUUACAGGGGUCAUAUAGACUGGUUGGUUGCAACAAAACCGAUGCGUGGGCAACAUGUUGACAACAUGUAAACUAUAUUUUGUCUCCAAAUGUUUAUUGAAAACAUACAUUUGCACGAUGAGUACUUGUUGUCUCAAAUACAUCAUUACAGAUGUUGGUUAACUAGCUAGCGAAUUUUGCCAUAUUAGCAUUAAAAAUGACAUGAGUCAAACACCUCAAAACAAGACAUGGAAUCAGUAACAAGAUACAACGAGCUGAAACGAGCCACCUACGAUUUCCCAUGGUAGCUUCUUGUCAUUGUUGCUAGCUAUCUGACCGUUCAGAAUCAUAACACCACAAGGCCUUUUGCCUCAUCGAUGCACGCGGUGAUCUGAACUUGUUUGAACUUUGUGAAGAUCACAACAGAGUGGUGUGCGUUGUUGCAAUUAUUGGCAUAACUUGAUGCAGUCCCUAGGUACGAGACAAAGCCGCAGAACCUCAAAUGUAUUAUUGCGUUUAUAAAAGGGUUUAAAUUGAAAGCAAGAAUUAUGACCCCAAUUAUUAUUAUUUUUAAGCCCUUUUCAUACCAGAACGUGUAGUUUCACCCCUUCCACCAGGAAAGCUAAUUCUUGAUGCAGUAAUCAUUGCUAGGCAACACAAUAAAUUAAAUCACUAGCCAGCUGCCAGCGGAUUGAUAUCAUAAAUUGAUUAGGUCAUUUAUCAAUUACACGUGGCUGGAACAAACCUUUGGACUAACAGAUUACGUGGACGGAUCUGUAGGGUACAAUAGGGUCAUAUUGAUACAAGGUUUGAUACAAGGUAAAAAACAACAACAAAUAGUUACUGUUGGGAGAUGUCACUGUAAGGGCCUUGUCCCGUAGAUGGAGGAGAUGAUCUUUAAAUAUUAUCUAAUAAAUUAUCUUAUAUACAGUGCAUUUGGAAAGUAUUCAGACCCCUUGACUUUUUCCACAUUUUGUUACGUUACAGCCUUAUUCUAAAAUUGAUUAAAUUGUUUUUUCCCCCUCAUCAAUCUACACACACUAUCCCAUAAUGACAAAGCAAAAACAGGUUUAGACAUUUUAGCAAAUGUAUUAAACAUAAACUGAAAUAUCACAUUUACAUAAUUAUUCAGACCCUUUACUCAGUACUUUGUUGAAGCACCUUUGGCAGAGAUUACAGCCUAGAGUCUUCUUGGGUAUGACGCUACAACAGGGUUCUUCAAUUCCGGUCCUGGAGGGCCGAAACACCUCUGUUUUUCAUCCUCUCCUUCUAAUCAGGGGCUAAUUCAGACCUGGGACACCAGGUGAGUGUUUCGGCCCUCCAGGACUGGAAUUGAAGAACCCUGCGCUACAAGCUUGGCACACCUGUAUUUGGGGAGUUUCUCCAAUUCUUCUCUGCAGAUCCUCUCAAGCUCUGUCAGGUUGGAUGGGGUGCGUCGCUGCACAGCGAUUUUCAGGUCUCUCCAGAGAUGUUAGAUCGGGUUCAAGUCCAGGCUCUGGCUGGGCCACUCAAGGACAUUCAGAGACUUGUCCCGAAGCCACUCCUGCAUUGUCUUGGAUGUGUGCUUAGGGUCGUUGUCCUGUUGGAAGGUGAACCUUCGCCCCAGUCUGAGGUCCUGAGCGCUCUGGAGCAGGUUUUCAUCAAGGAACUCUCUGUACUUUGCUCUGUUCAUCUUUCCCUCGAUCCUGACUAGUCUCCCAGUCCCUGCCGCUGAAAAACAUCCCCACAGCAUGAUGCUGCCACCACCAUGCUUGACAGUAGGGAUGGUGCCAGGUUUCUUCCAGACGUGAUGCUUGGCAUUCAGGCCAAAGAGUUCAAUCUUGGUUUCAUCAGACCAGAGAAACGUGUUUCUCAUGGUCUGAGAGUCCUUUAGGUGCCUUUUGGCAAACUCCAAGCGGGCUGUCAUGUGCCUUUUACUGAGGAGUGGCUUCCGUCUGGCCACUCUACCAUAAAGGCCUGAUUGGUGGAGUGCUGCAGAGAUGGUUGUCCUUCUGGAAGGUUCUCCCAUCUCCACAGAGGAACUCUGAAGCUCUGUCAGAGUGACCAUUGGGUUCUUGGUCAUCUCUCUGACCAAGGCCCUUCUCCCCCGAUUGUUCAGUUUGGCUGGGCGGCCAGCUCUAGGAAGAGUCUUGGUGGUUCCAAACUUCAUCCAUUUAAGAGUGAUGGAGGCCACCGUGUUCUUGGGGACCUUCAAUGCUGCAGAAAUGUUUUGGUACCCUUCCCCAGAUCUGUGCCUCGACACAAUCCUGUCUCUGAGCUCUACGGACAGUUCCUUCGACCUCAUGGCUUUUGCACUGUCAACUGUGGGACCUUCUAUAGACAGGUAUGUGCCUUUCCAAAUCAUCUCCAAUUGAAUUUACCACAGGUGGACACCAAUCAAGUUGUGGAAACAUCUCAAGGAUGAUCAAUGGAAACAGGAUGCACCUGAGCUCAAUUUCGAGUCUCAUAGCAAAGGGUCUGAAUACUUACGUAAAUAAGGUAUUUCUGUUUUUUAUUUGUAAUACAUUUGCAAAAAUGUCUAAACCUGUUUUUGCUUUGUCAUUAUGUGGUAUUCUUUGUAGAUUGAGGGGGAAAAAAUAAUUUAAUCAAUUUUAGAAUAAGGCUGUAACGUAACAAAAAUGUGGAAAAAGUAAAGGGGUCUGAAUACUUUCCGAAUGCACUGUAUAGUUAUAAACUGCAUGCAAUCUGAUGAUUGGUCAACUUGUGUUCCAACUGGUCAACUUGUGACUAUCAUUUACGGUAACACCACGUCUACCUCUUUACUUUCACACAUAAAAGGUAUCAGACGGCCUUCAUAAUUGCACUAGGAGCGGUGCAAAUAUACAUUUGCAGAGAAACUAUUCACAAAAAUAUUGAGAAAAAUACAGUUACUGACAAAAUAAAGGAAACACCAACAUGAGUGUUAAUAGGGCGUUGGGGCACCACGAGCCGCCAGGGAUCUACACUGACCUAUUUUACAAGGAGCAUGUGUGCGCCUAAGUUGAAAAAUGUAGACGCACACAAAGAACUUUAGGAGCACAAUGAAAAACAGCUAAAAUUCUGCAUUUGUCUUGGCUCCUACAUUUAAAUUCCAGGUCACACAGCAAAAUAUUUAGGCGCAUAUGCUAGUAGAGCCCUGUAGAGCCCUGAGAUCCGCAUAUUAUAUUACAGCAGGUCGCAUACAGAAAUGCAUUUUCAGCAAACAGGUCUUCCUCAGGCAGCAAGUCCUGUUUGGUCCACAUGUGUCGCAGUAUGUAAUCUGUAUCAUACAAGCCAUUUUGUCUUUUUUGGGAGUCUACCUGCCAUUCAGGGGCCUUUUUUCAACCUUCUCUCUCAAAUAAACAUUUAUCAUAUGUAGUUAUGGUUCAUUUAUCAUAAGGAGUACUGUAGUCAUAUUUAAGGUUGGGGUUAGUGGUAGUGUAAUCUGUAGAAAAGGUCAACUCUAAGAAAAUCUUACAAGGGGAGAGGAGGGGAAUGCUUCUACUUUGAGUGGUAGGAUGAACAGCAGUAGAGUAUUUUAUUAGGGGUGCUGACAGCGACGCUGCAAGCAAGCAAACCUAUUAUUUCUGAUGGAAUUCUUUCUCUCGCACUUUCGCACUUGUCUCAAUGCCCGAUUGGUUAAAAAAAAGUAUACUUUGGCAAUAUCAGAAGUAUAUCAGCACCACUACUCUCAGACACCAAAAACGGCACCAAUUGGCCCAUAGGUGGCGCUGUAAUAAGCAUUCAAAGUGGAAGGCUCAGCCCCUUGGCCCCAUUUGACGUACAACCAUGAAACUUGGUAUAUCAUUUUCUUAUCAUAAGGAACACAUUUUCCUCAAGGACCCGUAAGGUCCGCCAUUUUAGAUUUUUCGCCAUAUUGGAUUUUUCAUCAAAUCGUUAAAAGUCUUAUGAAACGUACAUCCAAUGGACUGUUAAUUGUCUUUAUCUAGUACGUUCGAGAAAAGCUAAGCAAUUCGUCAAAAUAUGAGAGAAAAUUGCAUCUUUGUAAAAAACAAAAUGGUGUCCUCAAUUAAACCCUAAUAACUUAACUUCUUUUCGCUCUAUCAACUUGAAACUUGAAUUGUACAUAUACACGAGGGAUGAUGUAUAAUGGUUCCUUUCAGCCUGCUCAUAAGACAGCACCCCUUUCAUUGCUGCUUGCAGCUCUAUUUAUUUGUAUUGUUAUUUAACCUUUAUCCAUACAGGUAAGUCAGUUAAGAAAAAAAUAGCAUUUACAAUGACGGCCUUUUCAGUGACUGAAUUGAUGUCAUCUCUGUGCGACCCCCCCCCCCGCCAGGAUAAGUCAGCUGAGUUCUCCCUGGCGUCCAGUGUGGGGGUGAAGAACAGCAUCUACGCCGUGCUGGUGAUGGGAGUGUACGAGGUGCUCAUCGAAUACAACUUCACCAAGGCCAACUACAGGUAACCUGAAGAAGACUGGCUCACUGGAUCUGUGGGAGAAGCUACUGUAUUAGUGUUUUUAAUAAUUAACUUGUGUGUUCAAAUGCUUAAAUCAAUGUUUAGAUAUUAGGAAAGUAUUUUCAGGAUGCUCUGUCCCUGGUACUGCGUGAAGUAAAGGAGUGGGAAACAUGCUGAAUAUGAUUUUUAUUUUAUUUCAAUGUGUCAAGCGACAAAGCUCUCAACUCUUGACUAAACUUAUGUUUUACCAAGAGGAUGUGUAGAACUGGGAUGGAUAAUAUGCUACAUUGUGAGACAGUGAGUGAAUUUGUCCUUAAUAUGACACUGUGUGUGUUGCAGUAAGAGUAUUUUCGAGGAGCUCCUGGAGCUGUUUAGUCGCUACAACAAGCUGUCUGAGAUCCUGAAGGAGAAGUCUGGAAAGGGCAAGAGCAGCAAGAGCCCUCGCAGCCUGCUGUCUAUGGGCUUUGUGUCCACACUGCUCACUGCACUCUUCAGGUGUGUGUAUGGGGGAAUGUAUUUCCUGUCAAGGCUGCAUACACAAGUGCCACAUUUUAGUUCAAAGUCAUACAGUACCUGUGUGUUUUGUGGCCUGUCUUGCACCUGAAAGCAUGUGUGUGUUCUUCCAGAGACAGCGCUCAGAGCAGAGAGGAGGCUCUGUCGGUGCUGCGCUCCAGUGGGGACUUCCUGCGUUACACUGUGAGCGUGGCUCUGCAAAAGAUCACACAGUUGGAGGAAACUGGACACACGGACGGCCCCGACGGACAAAACACAGACAAGACCUUCCAUCACCUCUGUGACAUCACCAGGUUAGAUUCUCUGUGACAUCACCAGGUUAGAUUCUCUCUGUGACAUCACCAGGUCAGAUUCUAUCUGAGAGAUCAGCAGGUUAUAUUCUCUGUUACACCACCUAGUAAGAUUCUCUAUGUCAUUGCUUGGUUAGAUUCUCUAUGACAUUGCUUGGUUAGAUUCUCUAUGACAUCACCUAGUUAGAUUCUCUGUGACAUCACCAGGUUAGAUUCUCUCUGUGACAUCACCAGGUCAGAUUCUAUUUGAGAGAUCAGCAGGUCAUAUUCUCUGUGAUACCACCUAGUAAGAUUCUCUAUGACAUCACCUGGUUAGAUUCUCUGUGACAUCACCAGGUUAGAUUCUCUCUGUGACAUCACCAGGUCAGAUUCUAUUUGAGAGAUCAGCAGGUUAUAUUCUCUGUGACACCACCUAGUAAGAUUAUCUAUGUCAUCGCUUAGUUAGAUGCUCUAUGACAUCACCUGGUUAGAUUCUCUAUGAUAUCACCUGGUCAGAAUAUCUCUUGCAUCACCUGGUCAGAUUCUCUCUGUGACAUCACCAGGUCAGAUUCUAUUUGAGAGAUCAGCAGGUCAUAUUCUCUGUGACACCACCUAGUAAGAUUCUCUAUGUCAUCGCUUGGUUAGAUUCUCUAUGACAUCACCUGGUUAGAUUCUCUAUGACAUCACCUGGUCAGAAUAUCUCUUGCAUCACCUGGUCAGAUUCUCUGUGACCUCAACUGGUUUAUCCCCCCGCCCCCCAGUGUCUUGAUGUGGCGGUACACCAACAUCCCGUGUGCAGUGGAGGAUGCUGGGAAGAAGGAGAAGCGUUGCAGUGUGUCCCUGCUGUGUCUGGAGGGCCUGCUGAGGAUCUUCAGCACCGGGCUGCAGCGCUACCCAGCCAGGGUGGCCCAGCUCCUUUCUGCCGUUGGUGGGACAAACACACACACACACUGCUCUCAUUCUCAAUGCGUCACACCAGAGGUCUUCUGUAAAGCUAAAAUCCUGAAAUUAGAUACUUUAAAGUGAUAUCAAUGCAAAACCACAGUGGAUAUCCCAUUUGAGAUACAGAAUCUAUUUUAUAAGGGAGAGCUGGCCAAGAAGAUGGCUCCAGUUUAAAAACACAUGAUCAUACAUUCAGAACAGGUUCAAUGAAACAACUUAGAGACCACAAAACUAAAAUCCCCAAACAGCUCUCAUUCACAAUGUAUUCACAACAGGGAGUUUCCUUAAGGGCCAAGGCCACACUUUGAACUACCACACAGAACUGUUCAUUCAUACUCGUCAGUUGUAUGAAUGAAAUAAGUUAUUGUGAAUGGCUUCCUCGCCAAAGUCGGUUCCUGUAGAUAUGAUUUUGGCUCCAAAGGCCAUCGUGAGUAACAGAUGUCCUGUCCGUAACAGUUUGGAAACGCAUACAAUGUGGUGGUUUUCCUUUCAGAUGUCUCUGUGGAGGAAGGGAGUGAUCACGGGCCAGGGAAUGCCAACGUCACAGAGAAGACUGCUUUCUACAUUCGCCAGUUCCAGGUGUGACUGAAGUGUUAAAGUAUACAGGAUGUGACCUUGGGUAGAUUCUAGAUUAUUCUGUUCUAAUAAAUUAGGAAUGAAGUCAGAAUACUAUCGCCGUAGCCUGAGAGCCAGACUGUUCCCCCGCAGUGUUAAUUUUGUCAACAACAGUGACAAAAGUAUUUGUCAAACACCUAUUUUUCAGUGGCAAUUGACAAGACUAUAAAUGACUAAAUAGACACAGAAAAAACUAUAACAAAACAUUUCAGUUUACUAAGACGAGACUAAAUUAUUUCAGACAACAUUCUGACAACUAAGUGGACUGGACAAGAGUUUUUGCAUAGAUUGGGAGCUUUUCAGUGAUGAGCACAAUUAAUAUUAGCAGCAUAGAUGCUCAGCGCAGUUCUGUUCAGCAGUGGGAAGGACGCGCCACACCCGGCACACACAGCCUACAUCAGCUGGUGAGCUGCAGGGAGCAAGCAAUGAGUGUGGGCAAACAGGCUCCGCUCCAGCUCUGAUUAUACACGUCGUGCAGGCGACUCUUGCUUCCCGGUAGCUAACCAGUCACCACCAGCCUUCUAGUUAGCUACCCUUUGCCUGGUUAAGAAACACAAGCUGCUUUACGAAAUUAAAAACAAUAGCAGCAUUGAGUUAAAUAGUAAAACAACAGUCUAGCUAUGUUUUUCUCUCCCUUGAGUUUAGAAAAGUAGGCGGUCUUUGAAUUUGUAGUCUCACUCAACCCUCCCACUUUUCCCACAGCAUUUCAUAGCCAGGUUCUGUAGCCAAGUCUCCCUCUUUCCCCAGGAAACGUCUUGAGACAUUACCGCUCAAAAUAAAUUACCCAUAAUACCGGCACAACAUUUAUUUAUUUAUAUUGUGCAUUGGUGAGCUGCAUUUUAUAUUAAUAAAGCAUAUCGCAGACCAUUCUAAAACUAUGCUAUUUGCGGACCGGACCGUUAACCAUUUGUUUAGGCUACACCUUGUUCAGUCAUGUUACUUCAUUAGCUAGCUAUAUUGCAUCCUGCGUUUAGCAAACAUGCCUCUGACAUGUUGAAAAAGGAAUAACGUUGGCUCUAUUCAUGGAAUUUCUGUCUGCAAAGUUCGAGAACGUGGCACAGAAAAAAAGGAAAGGGGAUAGCAAACAUUUUAUUGACUAAAUUCAUCUUGCCACUACACUAUAUCUGACCGGGUAAAUAACUUUAUUUUGAGUUAAUGCUGACCCAGUGACUCAGACUUGAGCACUUGGACUAGGACCCGAGCACUGGGUCUCGGACUUCAGCCAUAGGGACUCGUGACUCGGACUUGGACUCUGACUCGAGCACAGGGGACUUGGGACUCGUUUCGAACUCGAGGUUUAGUGACUCGACUGCAUGACUGGGCGAAACAGUCAUUAGCUCCUGUUCUACUUCUGGACAUGAAUGUGUCUGCAGCGUCUGUGGAACAUUGAUAACAAUGGCAAUGACACGACCGACUGACGGAGGUGCAACCCAUACUACUUUGCCAAUACUUUGUGGCACCAUCUGGUGGUGAUUUUGCUUCUCGCUCUCUGCGCUUGUGUGUGUUUGUUUUGAAUGUAAUGUGCAAUAUCUAUGUAGGCUGAAUUAGUCAUUUACAUGGCCAGAUAAUUAUUAUAUAUCCCUAUAUAUGUUGUCAUAUUUCUGCUGUUGGGAAGAGAAUAGAAUGUAAUGCAUAAAAAUAUGCUGGUAGGACAAGGGUAUGUUUGUGCACAUGGAAGUCAGUGAUUUUAAUGAGGCAAUACAAAUGUGAUGUGACUAAAAUGAAAGGGCAUUUACAAAAAUGUGACUAAAACUUAAUUAUAUUUUAGUAAAAUGAUUAAGACUAGACUAAAUCUAAAAAAGAGUGUCAAAAUUAACACUGUUCCCCUGUCCAUCCACAGAGGGCACUGUUCACCCAGCUGAGUAGAGGGGAGGAGGACUUCAACAGCAAGGAGGCUCAACUCCUGGUCAACAUCCUGAGUGUGCUCUCACGCCAGCUAGAACCCUCCUCCCAGCAGGUAGGCACCCUCCCAAGUGCACUUCAUAGAGCCAGUGAGGACUGAUGAGUGGGCUAGGCCUCUUGCUCACUUUCUCUCUCUCUUGCUCUCUCUCUUGCUCUCUCCCAGUUUGUUCAAAUGAUCACCUGGACUGUGAAAAUCUGCAAGGAGACCAGCUUUGGUGAGUAAAUGGCAACAGUCAAGGUAAAGUGUUGCAGUUUUGGACCCUAGGCCCAGGGCUGCGUGAUAAGGGCAAAGAAUCUAAUUGCCGGUUGUUGUUUUUUUUACCAACUAGUGUGAUUUUACUUGCGAUUUAGAUCAAAACCCUUUGGUGAACUGUUGGAACCAUAUAAAUAAAAUGUGUAUUCCGAUUCUAUGGUUGGUGUUGUUUGGCAUGACAACUAAUGAAAAGGCCAGUUACAGUAGAAGUUGUAGGAAACAAAGUGUUGGUCAGAGUUUCUCAGGGGACCCUUAUUAAAUUUGAAUGUUACACUCAUGGUGUUAAAAAAAAUAAUCGCAGCCUCUAGCGAUAUGGAUAUUGCACAUGUCAAUAUUGCAAUUUCGAUUAAAAUGGUUUUAAAACCCUGCAGAUUUGGACUGAACUGACACAAUAUAGCCAUUUGAAUUCUGUCACAACAUACGCCUGAGCUUUUGUUCCCAAGAAUCAGUUUGGCAUUAAUGCUGCUAAGAGUUCUUUAUUUAAUAGAAAGGGAAGUGGUUAUGUGUCUCAUUUUUCCUCCCUCUCUUUCUUUUCCUCACUCACUCCCUCCCUCUUUAUUUAUCUUCCUCCCUCCCUCAAUCUUUCGCUCGCUCGCUCGCUCCCCCCCUCCCUCCCUCCUUCCCGCUUUCUUUCUUUCCUUCCCUCCCUCCCUCCUUCCCUCCCUUUCUCCUUCCCUCCCUCCCUCCCUCCAGAGGACGUAACAUUCAGUAAAGGCCUGCUCUCCCUGCUCUUCAGUCUGCACGUGCUCUACAAGAGUCCUGUCAGUCUGCUGUGGGAGCUUUGUCAAGACAUACACAGUCAGCUGGGAGACAUCGACCAGGUACCGACUGCUACAGACUGCUACAGGCAAUCUCACUGACAACAGCCUUCAGACGGUCAUAGUAUUUGACCCAAAACAAUAGCUCAUUAUGAUCAGAGAGAAAAUGUCAGUGCUGUUUUAACUUUAACUGUUUGUGAGCUACUAUAGCCUUACUGCAGGGUUUGGGUCAAUUUAAAUUCCGUUAAUUCAGGAAGUAAACUGAAAUUCAAUUUCUUGCUGAAUUGACCACAAUCCUGCCUUACUGUAGCCGUACUGUUGUGGUUUUAUUAUCCAAUAACAGGAUGUGGAAGUGGAGAAGCAGUCUCACUUUUCCAUCGUCAACAUGAAGACCGCUGCACCGACAACAGUGAGUGGCGCUUACCUACCUGCCUUUUAAACUGCAAAGUGUUAUUGUGUCUCACCCUUCCUACCUAAUCGACCCCCAGCUCCUUACCCCUAGGCACGACCCCCAGCUCCUUACCCCUAGGCACGACCCCCAGCUCCUUACCCCUAGGCACGACCCCCAGCUCCUUACCCCUAGGCACGUGUAGAUCUACAAUUAAAUUAUUGGUGUUAACUUUACAGUAUUAUGUCCAUUUAGCUUUUGGAAUGCUAGGCAGGAUUUUAGACACAGUUUUUAUACCUAUCCCAUUCUUCAAGAUCUACAAGACGUACCUUAGCACGUUUCUCACACUGGCUUUAGCCACGGAGGGAGCAGGCCCCUCGGAGGGUCUGCAUUGCGUGACAAAUUCCCAUGAUUUGUGAAUCUGUUCGGACCAAUCACCUAGCACGACAGCUAAAAUGGAUUUGAAAAAGCAAGAUUUCAGUUAAUAGAGAGAAGUAUUUAACAAAAUAACUACAUUAUGGCAUUCACUAAUCACAAAACUAUAUACAGUGCAUUCAGAAAGUAUUCAGACCCCUUGACUUUUUCCACAUUUUGUUACAUUACAGCCUUAUUCUAAAAUUGAUACAAUUGUUUUUUCCCCUCAUCAAUCUACCCCAUAAUGACAAAGCAAAAACAGGUUUUUAGAAAUGUGUGCAAAUUUAUUAAAAAUUCAAAACUGAAAUAUUACAUUUACAUAAGUAUUCAGACCCUUUACUCAGUACUUUGUUGAAGCACCUUUGGGUUCUUGGUCACCUCCCUGACCAAGACCCUUCUCCCCAUAUUGCUUAAUUUGUCUGGCGGUUGUUCCAAACUUCUUCCGUUUAAGAAUGAUGGAGGCCACUGUGUUCUUGGGGACCUUCAAUGCUGCAGACAUGUUUUGGUACCCAUCCCCAGAUCUGUGCCUCGACACAAUCCUGUCUCAGAGUUCUACGGACAAUUCCUUCGACCUCAUGGCUUGGUUUUUGCUCUGACAUGCACUGUCAACUGUGGGACCUUAUAUAGACAGGUGUGUGCUUUUCCAAAUCAUGUCCAAUCAAUUGAAUUUACCAAAGGUGGACUCUAAUCAAGUUGUGGAAACAUCUCAAUGAUGAUCAAUGGAAACAGGAUGCACCUGAGCUCAAGCAUCGCAAAGGGUCUGAAUACUUAUGUAAAUAAGGUAUUUCUGUUUUUUAUUUUUAAUACAUUUGCUAAAAUAUCUGUAAACCUGUUUUUGCUUUGUCAUUAUGGGGUAUUGUCUGUAGAUUGAUGAAGAACAUUUUAUUUUAGCCAUUUUAGAAUAAGGCUGUAACGUGGAAAAAGUGAAGGGGUCUGAAUACUUUCCGAAUGCACUGUAUAGUAUACAUUUCGGUACAUUUGUGGACAAAAUUCUUACUUACUUAACCUUUUAAUGUCCUAUUUCUCUUAUUUCAGCUCUUGGUGCUGUCUCAGGUGGGGAAAGUAUUGGAUGAGGUGGACUGGCUGAUCACCAAGAAGAAAGGCCAGUUGGUCCCUGACAAGCUCAGCUCUGGUAUGGUACACACACAGCAUGACUAGUCCUCAACUGGGAAGGAUGAGUUGCAGGGGAGAGGAUAUCUCUAUAUGUGUAACCUGUAUGUGAAUGUGUUAAUUGCCCCAGUCUGUCUUUCUGUCCGUCCCUGUCCUCUGUGCGCACACGCAUGCACCAUCUUUGUCCUUCAUCUUCGUGUGUGUCCAGGUGAUGCCACCCAGGCUGCGGGUCAGCAGGACCCAGUGGAGAAGGCGCUGACGCUGCAGCUGGGGACCCUCCUGACGGCCCUGAACGAGCUGAUCCAGACUGCCCUGCCCUCUGGGGUCUGCACCAACACACUGCUGGGAGAGCUGAGCCGCACAUACACCAUCCUCACCACCCUGGUCAAAUAUGUAAGUCUGACUUAUCUAUACCCACAUACACCAUCCUCACCACCCUGGUCAAAUAUGUAAGUCUGACUUAUCUAUACCCACAUACACCAUCCUCACCACCCUGGUCAAAUAUGUAAGUCUGACUUAUCUAUACCCACAUACACCAUCCUCACCACCCUGGUCAAAUAUGUAAGUCUGACUUAUCUAUACCCACAUACACCAUCCUCACCACCCUGGUCAAAUAUGUAAGUCUGACUUAUCUAUACCCACAUACACCAUCCUCACCACCCUGGUCAAAUAUGUAAGUCUGACUUAUCUAUACCCACAUACACCAUCCUCACCACCCUGGUCAAAUACGUAAGUCUGACUUUACUAUACCUACCUACUAUAUCCCCUCUAAAAUGAAUGACCCAAUACUUAUUCUUUGCAGUAUAUCCAACUGUGCUCAGGCCAGCAGAGCCUGCUCCCAGCACGCCUGGAGAAGCUGGUGAGUCUGCAGCAUUGCUCUCAAUGUACACUACUGGAUUACCUGUCCUAUGAGCCCCAGGUGUGUGCACCCCCCCCUUCCACUAAAAUCCCUAAUACCCCUGUAUUUCCAGGUCAAGCUGUCCGGCUCUCACUUGACUCCACAGUGCUACUCCUUCAUCACCUACGUGCAGGUAUAGCCUCAUGUUGACGAAAUCUAGCCUCUCCACUGGCCAUUGUCUGCCAGCAGGUGGCAUCGUUUGUUUCUAUGCCCUCGACAUUUGACAGUAUGGGCAAGAUUUACUAAGUGUCUGCACCUGUUUUUUCAGCAAGGGAUAGACUUUCACCUGGUGCAAAUGCUAAUAAAACCUUUCUUGUUGACACUGUCCUCUAGCUUAGAGGCUCUUUCAUGUUGUUGUGACCUUUGACAUUUGUGUUUUCCUACAGAGUGGUGAGCUGGCCGGUGGAGGAGGUGCAGAUGAUAAGAAGAAGAAGAAAAAGGAGGGGGAGACCACUGCUACAGCAUCGGUAAGGAGUUUCUGUUACACACCUUUUAUUUACACUUGCAAAGAAAUCACUUCAACUGAACUUUUGAGCCUUGGUCUAACUAAAACCAUGUGUACUGCUCUCCCAUUCUCAAGGCCAAACUCCUACGUGAGACCAAGGCCAUUCCCAACCUGAUCUACAGUAUAGAGCAGUAUGAGAAAUACCUAAUCACCCUCUCCAAGAAAUCAAAGGUAUGUAUGGGAGUGCUUUGGGAUGGGAGAUUGUCUCAAAUUGAAUUGAUGAGUGUAGCUACUUGUAACCAGACAAAUCAAGAUCUGGAAUUGAAGACACAAUAGCAGAUAUAGAGCUGUAUCGGCACUUCUCAGUAACAGACCAGCUCCAAAACUAACCAAGGCACUGCAUUAUUGUAACUACAAUGAGAUAAACGGGUGUCUGGGUGUUAUUGUUGUGUAGGUUAACCUGAUGCAGUACAUGAAACUGAGCACGUCCAGAGAUUUCCGCAUCAACGCAGCCACUCUGGAGGCAGCGCUGCAGGAGCACGACAACAGUCAGCAGGUGAGCAUCAAACAUACCACUGACACAUAUUGUACAGAUGACGGCGAUCUAAAACUUUGAUUUCGUCUCUUAUUCACUCAGCUCCAUCAUGACCUAUCACACCAAAUUCACUAAUGCUUUAUUAGUCCUGUCCAUACUCCCGCAUUCCAUUGACUCUGAGGUCAAUAACACACAUUCAUAAGUUAUAACUCCAUGGAUCGUUUUUGUGUCUUUCCCAGACCCAAUGGUCUGAGCUGCAGUCAUUCAUUUCUUCAGUGUCUGACACCACAUAUCCAAGUGUGUUUUGAGGAGGAUACACGUGUAAGUGCUGGUUUGUCUCUCCUCUCCCUUUAGACCACAGCCUCCCAGGAGCCAGAGCAGAGCCAGGAGCCCAAGAAGAAGAGGAAGAAGCAGUAA